GCGAGUGAGCGACGCCGCGGAGGAGGAGAAAGAAAACGCAGCGAACAAAACACACAAUGGCGACGGCGGCGACCACGGCAGGCGGGACGGGAUCCGGUGGACCGGCCGGCGGCCCGGUCGGUGGUGGAGGAGCAGCGGUGGGACGUAAAAAGGACGGCGGCCCGUCCACGAAAUUCUGGGAAAGUUCAGAGACGAUAUCCCAACUGGAGACGGUGCGACUGUGGAUCGGAAAGCACUACAAGAAGUAUGUCCAGAAUGACUCCCCCUCCAGUAAAAGCUUGGCGGGCCUGGUCGUCCAGUUGCUUCAGUUCCAGGAGGACGCAUUUGGACGCAGGGUCAACAAUCCUGCUCUUACCAAACUACCUGCCAAGUGUUUCCACGAUUUCAAAGCAGGAGGUGCUCUCUGUCACAUCUUGGGGUCGGUUUACAAAUUUAAGAGUGAACAGGGCUGGCGGAGAUUUGACCUGCAGAAUCCUUCCAGGAUGGACAGGAAUGUGGAAAUGUUCUUAAAUGUUGAGAAGAACUUGGUCCAGAAUAACUGCCUGACUCGACCCACCGUCUUCCUGUCACCGGACAUCGAGCAGAAACAGGCCAGUAAACUCAAAGACAUCAUCAAAAGGCACCAGGGCUCCAUGACUGAUGAUAAAUCAAAAGCCACCCACCACAUUUACCCGUCACCAUCCCAACAAGAAGAGGAGGAGUGGCUUCGUCCUGUAAUGAGGAAAGACAAGCAGGUGCUGGUGCACUGGGGUCUUUACCCAGACAGCUAUGACACCUGGGUAUCAGCCAGUGAGGUGGAUGGCGACAUAGAGGAUCCACCCAGCAACGACAGACCCUGGAAGGUCCAUGCCAAGUGGGUUUUAGACACGGACGCCUUCAAUGAGUGGAUGAAUGAAGAAGACUACGAGGUAGAUGAGAACAAGAAACUAGUCAACUUCCGUCAGAGGAUCUUCCCCAAAGAGGAGGAGUCUUCCCGUACACCCGAUCGUAAGGAGCGCAAAGCCAACUCCGCCGGCAAGAAGAGGAGACGCUCGCCCUCGCCGCCCAGUACUCCUGUCGAGUCUCGCAAGAAGGGAGGAAAGAAAGGGAACCCCGGGUCUCACUGGAAGCGACGGGGCCACAGAGGAGAAGAGGAGGACACUGAGGAGGACAUAACCAAGGACAUGGACGACUCAUCAGCCGGUGCCAGCAUGGAGGAGGGAAGCGUGCCCAAAAACGCAGGUUCAAAGAAGGACAUUGAAAACACUCCAAUAAAAGGAGGGAAUGUGGCGGACCUGGAUGACAUGGAGGAUGACUCUGUGCUGUCUGGUGGAAAGGAUGACGACGACCAGGGCAAAGCGGAGAUCAACCGACUGAUGGACACUAGCGAGGACAACGUUACUGAACAGACUCAUCACAUCAUCAUCCCCAGCUACUCUUCUUGGUUCGACUACAACUGCAUCCACGAGAUUGAGAGAAGAGCCUUGCCCGAGUUCUUCAAUGGAAAGAACAAGUCCAAAACCCCAGAGAUAUACUUGGCCUACCGUAACUUCAUGAUCGACACGUAUCGGCUGAACCCUCAGGAGUAUCUCACCUCCACCUCCUGCCGCAGGAACUUGACCGGGGACGUGUGCGCCAUCAUGAGGGUUCAUGCCUUCUUGGAGCAGUGGGGUUUGGUAAAUUACCAGGUGGACUCUGAGAGUCGCCCACUGCCCAUGGGCCCCCCACCGACACCCCACUUUACUGUGCUGGCUGACACACCCUCUGGCCUUGUGCCCUUGAACCACAGACCCCCACCAAUUCCUCCUCCACAGCAGAUGCCCAACUUUGCAGACAAAAGCAAAGACAAAGCCAUUGACUUGCAGAACUUUGGACUUCGCUCUGACCUUUACAAGAAAAUCCCUAAGGGUAAAAGUGUCAACUCCACCAGGGACUGGACUGAGCAGGAGACUCUGCUGCUGCUAGAGGCCCUUGAGAUGUUCAAAGAUGACUGGAACAAAGUGUCGGAGCAUGUCGGUUCACGCACCCAAGACGAGUGUAUUCUGCACUUCCUGCGGCUGCCCAUCGAGGAUCCAUAUCUGGAGAACAGUGAGGCCACCCUGGGCCCCCUGGCCUACCAGCCCAUACCUUUCAGCCAGUCUGGAAACCCUGUCAUGAGCACAGUAGCCUUCCUGGCCUCUGUGGUUGACCCCAGAGUGGCAUCUGCUGCUGCCAGGGCAGCCUUAGAGGAGUUCUCCCGUGUGCGUGAGGAGGUUCCGGCUGAGCUGGUGGAGGCUCAUGUGAAGAAGGUGCAGGAGGCUGCCAGGAGCACAGGGAAGGUCGACCCCUCCUUCGGCCUGGAGAGCAGUGGCAUCGCCGGCACUGCCCCUGAUGAGCCCGAAAAGACUGAAUCAACAGAACCAGAAAAAAUAGAAACUGACACAGACUCCCAACAAGCCGAUAAGGCGGAGUUGAAGGAGGAGGCAGAGAAGCCCAGUGAGUCUGCAGAAAAGAACGAUAAAACAGAAGCCGUAGACAAGGUGAAGAAGGAGGGAGCUGAGACGUCGGAGCGCGAGGAGGAGCCAGAGGAAGGAGGGGAGGCCAAGACGGCACCAGCAGACAAAGACAAGGAGGAGGCUAUGGAGACAUCAUCCUCAGAGCAGGAGAAGGACAAGGAGGACAAGGCGGCUACAGAUGAGGGAGAGGAGAAGAGGAAGAAGCUGGAGCAUGACAUCGGAGAAGGAAACAUCGCUACAGCGGCUGCAGCUGCGCUGGCAUCUGCUGCCACCAAGGCCAAGCACUUGGCAGCAGUAGAGGAGAGGAAGAUCAAGUCCCUGGUGGCUCUGCUGGUGGAGACCCAGAUGAAGAAGCUGGAGAUCAAACUGAGGCACUUCGAGGAACUGGAAACCAUCAUGGACCGAGAAAAAGAGGCUCUGGAGCUUCAGCGGCAGCAGCUGCUCACAGAGCGUCAGGCAUUCCACAUGGAGCAGCUCAAAUAUGCGGAGAUGAAGGCAAGGCAGCAGAUGGAGCAGCAGGCAGCUGCUGCUGCCGCCGCUGCGGCAGCCCAGGCCCAAGGACAAGGACAGGGACAGGGACACACCCCUGGUUCUGGACCACACUCUGGACCCCCACAACCAGGCAUGCAUCCUGGAGGACCGCCACCACAUCAUGGAGGACCUCCACCACAUCAUGGAGCACCUCCACCCCACCACGGAGGGCCGCCACCCGGGGCUGCCAUGCACCCUGGCUACCCCCCGAUAGGUCACCACCCCAUGGCCCCCCACCACCCAGGACAGACAGGACCGAUGGGACCAAGCCAGCCGAUUCCGGGACGUAUGCUCUCCGGCCCCCCCUCUGCAGGCCCCCCUCCCGGCGGCAUGCCACCCAUGAUGCCCCCACGCCACCCUGGAGCUCCCAACGGCAUGUACCCUGGACCAGCACCUGCACAGCCUGAAGGGAUUCCUCCCGUCCCUGUGGGUCCUCCAGCGCCCCCAAGUGCACGAGUGGCUGAAAACUAAGACCAUCACCCAUACUAACACAAACACACACAUGCACACACACUUAAACAAAAGCACACACAUGAAAGUAACUUAAUCUCUAAAUUGAAGAUCAGUUUUGAUGACCUUUGCUACUGGCUCUAAUUUUAUUCCUCAGCACUGAAAUCCCUCAUAAAUCACAGGAUACACUCACACACACACUCAGGGUUCAGUGGCAAGGGUAACCCAAUUUUUCACACACACCCAGACUUCCUCUCAGGGCACAGAGGCAAGGCUCAUGUAGUAAUAAACACUGUUUCCUGCUCUGUUGGGCCAAAUGGAGGCUGGAGAAAAAUGACUCUGUACAGAAACAAAACCAGGAGGUAGAACAGAUAAAAACCCGAGUCUUGUCUCUACUUUCUUCUCUUUCAAUGCUGUUUAAAUUGACACUGUAACCCCAUCCCGUCUCUUAAAACACACACACACACACGCCACUCUCUCCUCUUGUCUGGUGCCUCUUUCUCUACACUGAUCACUAGGGGGAGUUAAUAAGACUAGACGGCCCAUCAGACAUGCAGCGUUGCCACACGCACACACACAGCUGAUCCAGACAAUAGUAUGAAUUUAACACACACUUAAAGGGGGACCCAGCCUGGCCUCACUCUUAUCCGGUCGAGUAUCUACCUCUCGCUCCUCUUUAAACGAUACACUGUAGUUCUGUGUGUGUGUGUUCAAGGUUAGAAGAGUGUGUGUGUGUGUGUGUGUGUGUGUGAUGGCGGGUUCACUCGUCUGCCUUCUCUCACCACAGUUUGACCUACAGAAAUGUGAGCCUUUUGGACCCCCGUUUUUUGGCCGGGGGUCCCCAUGUAGUCGUUUUCACUCCACGUCGUGCUACACUUGAACUCGGUUGCGGUCUUUGGAGUCGAGCAGGAGACGCGAUCACUGCUUUAGUUUCUUUGAUGCGUUUUCCUGUUUUUAAUUGAAGCACAAGAUUGGCUUUGUUCUCAUUGUCUACACACACUGUUUUUAAAUAGUCUUUGGAUAAGUGUUAUUAAUCAGCCUGUUCUUGUGUUAGUGCGGCUUAUUUGUAGUCAUUUAAAGGUCCGGUGUGUAACAGUAAGGAGGCGAGAGGUUAUUGGCAAAAUAAGUGACUCUACUACCCAUAAGUGUUGAUGUUCAAGUGGAUAAAUAUGUCUGUCCGUUUAUGUCGAGGCACAGGCCUUGCUUUAUGGACGUACCGCUGAGUUUGGACAUCCAGAGCGUUCAAUGUGCGUACUAAAGCAGAAGCGGACAGCAUCUAUUCUGGCUUUAUCAUAGCUUUCUGAGGUUUUUGGACAAGGGGCAGCAUAUGUGUGAAGCUACUCAGUCCGUACUGGAAACCCAGUUUGUUCUACGCAUGUGCGAAUUGCAGCUACUUCCUCUCACGGAGGUUAUAGUUGGGAUUUUUGCUAGUCUUCAGUUUUACCAGUAGGUGGUGCUAUUUCUUACACACUGGACCUUUUUAAGGGUCAAUGCUAAAGUCUUGAUGUGAUUAACUCCCAUCGCACUGUAGGAUUGGUUAAAGCUUCAACAAAGGGAGGACGGGCGUUUAGACGCACCAUCAUUCACACCUUCUGUCACACCGUCCGCAAUCCUAACUCUCACACACACACACACGGAAACGUAAGCUAAACUGAGGCUCACACUGGAGGCUGCCACAAAUCACUGGACAGCCAGCCACACACACACAUACAAGACCUAAUCUCCUGCUGACCCUCACUCAGCCUUUACAGAGAGGGAGACGCUGUGAAGCAGCUCGACUGAAACAUCACACCAACCGUGAAUGAUGCUCUUGCUCAGCGUGGUGGGCCUGUCGUGGGUUAUAGGUGCUGAUACUGUAGCAGAUAAACUCCUAACUCUCCCCCCAUUUCCUAACGCCUAGUGCUGCCUACCUCGCUAACCCUAGCCCCCAAGCAUUGACACAUUAGCUUUUUUUUUUGCCACUAUCCACAGUCAAACUUUAGCAAUAUUCCCAUUGAACCUGUGUAUGGUCUGAAAAAUACUGAGCUACUACCACUGAGAAGCUCUCGUGAUUUUCACUGUUGUCCCAAUAAGUUGUCGUGAAAACUAGGGGAACAACCACUAAACGUUUUAUUACUUUGCAGAAAUUAGUGUUCUACUCAAACCAUUCAUCUGUUAAAUAAUUCUUAGGACAAAUGCCAAUAAGCCUCUUGGACUUUUGAAUAAGAUUUGUUGUGUUUGACCAAAUGAGAUACUUGAACACAUCAUCUUGUGGCCUGUGGAUGUCAUUCAUGGUCAUUUUUCCUCUCUUCUUUAGUUGACCAAAUUAUAAUCUCGCUUGCUACCGUUCUAGUAUCAUUUACAAACUGGAGAUAUGUGGCAAAUCCAACACAUACAUGCUGUUUUAUUCUUGUUGAUUGAAUAAUCGUUGAUGUGUGUGUGUGUUUAUAUACAUAUAUAUAUGUUCUGUCAAUCAGUUCACGAGAUUGACGGCUAAUUGUAGACACAAAAAAAGAGGCAAAAUAAUUGGAGCUUUCUCUUUUAACCACACAGUUUUUCCGUGUACAUUUUCUGAAAGCAACUGCUGAGGAAGACUGGGUGAUGGAGUUGAAAGCUUGACAAGGCUCGGCGAACUAUUUAAGGACUUUAAACAUUAACGAUUAACUUAGGUCCAUUUUUUCCAGCGUACAUUUAGCCAUUUUGUUCAGCUUUUUUUUUUUUCUCCUCCUGAUAAUUGAAGUUGUGUGGAGGUUUUUUGCGUGUUGUACGAGACUCUGGUUGACACACAGGUUUAUUUAUAAUAAAAGCUCAAAUGAGGUCAAUUUAUUUUCAAGUUUGAAACCACUCCCCCAACCCCCUUCCUCGCUGGCACUGUUAGUAUCUCUGCUACCUCUUCGUCGUUCACCCGCUAGCUACCUCUUCUAGAAAUCUUCCUCUCGCUCUGUGCUACCUCUCUGCGCACCCUUUCGCUACCUCUCGUUCUUCUCUCUUUAUUUCUUCUUCUUCCAUCUUUUCUUUUCCCGCCCACAUGACUGCUGCGUCACUGGCUGUUUCAGUCUUUCUUCCCACCGUCUGUCGGAAGGAGACGGAAACACAACGCUCGUUCACGCGCCCUCCUUUCUCAUUCGGCAUCUUCACCGGCUUACUUUAUGUAAUAUCACUUAAAUAUGACGGGAAUCCCCUUACAUAUAUUAUCUUUAAUCAAUACCCUUUUGUUUUUUUUUGUCAAUGGUAAUGUAUUUUUAAGGAGAAGUUUUGUGUAGAUGGAAGUUAUCUGUUCUUUGGAAGUUUGUAGCAUUUGUUUUUCCCUUUUUUUUAUUUUGUAUGGGGUCUGUUGGUACUUGGACCUAGACACUGUCGAAUAAACUGUGUUUUGUAUGAA
Solea senegalensis (Senegalese sole) is the source of this 6816-nucleotide messenger RNA. It is a transcript of the gene smarcc1a, whose product is annotated as SWI/SNF related, matrix associated, actin dependent regulator of chromatin, subfamily c, member 1a. The record is from RefSeq and is a predicted model, not a curated record. NCBI's taxonomy places the organism in Eukaryota, Metazoa, Chordata, Actinopteri, Pleuronectiformes, Soleidae. Gene Ontology annotation, molecular function: nucleosomal DNA binding; histone binding. The transcript is spliced from 28 exons. Gene Ontology annotation, cellular component: npBAF complex; SWI/SNF complex; nBAF complex. Gene Ontology annotation, biological process: positive regulation of DNA-templated transcription. The coding region runs from base 57 to 3476 and encodes 1139 amino acids.